AACCCGUCUCACCUGCACAGAUUAAUACCUGUUUCGGCGGUUCGCAUAUCUAAUUGUUGUGUUAAAAACGCCCACGCAACGGAGGCGUGCGCACGCGCAACGCGCUGAGUAGCCUACGCGCCGACAUUUGAACAGCGGCCGAUCCACAGCCAAGUUGCUCUCGUAACAGAAGAGCUGGUCGCCGUCCGAGCGAAUUGUAGUGUGCCGCGACGCGAGUUUCUACUGUUUUGUGUGGUACAGGAAUAGCAAGCCGGUUUGGCUGACUUUGCGGAAUCGGAUUAUCGCCACGUAGGACUCAAUCAAUAUGUCAACGUUAGAGAGAAAGGAGUAUCAGGAAACGAAGAUAAUGAGAACAGUUUCUCCUGUCCGUAACUACAGCUCGAAUCAAAAUUUGUCGCAGUUCGAUAGCAAUCUAGAUUACUUAUUGGAAGACUUGCAAAAUUCCGUUUCGCGCCCUGGUAGUUCCCUGGGUCAACACAGCUCGAAUACAUACAGGGAAUCCUCAAGGUCAGGCAAUGCCUUGGAGUCGAACAGAAGCAACUCGCUGAGCAGGAUGGUCAAUACGAAAUCCAGCAAUCCCGUUACCGAAUAUUCCUCUGACGACGCUUACAACUACAAGAGUCCUGAUGGAAGACAGCAAAUCAGCGGGUACAAAAAAGAGAAAUACAUGUAUUCAACCACUACUAAUGGUGAUAUUUUGCCCGAAAAAACAAGAAUGCAGAACAGCAUCAAUCAACUAGAUACUCUCUUGGAUGAUUUGCAGCAAGUCAAAAAAUCAUCUUUCUCAGAAAAAGAAUCCUAUAAUAGUCCUGGCGCCGAUCCAGCUUUUCAUACUACUUCCAGCAAAAAUGUAAACAGGGAAUUACACUAUGGAGAUACCCCUAGGCCUAGUUCAAGAAGCCACACUUUUGAAAGAUCGGAACGGGAGGCGUCACUCAAACGUGAAUUACAGUACAACAGUGAAGGUACUGCUUACCCCGACACCCGCCCUCUCCGCACCCUCUCGCCUUCCCCGACUUCAAAAACGUCCACGCUGACCAAGCAAACGAAAGUCAAAAACGUCCACGAGUACCCGAUUGAAGUAUCCGAAACGGUCGUGCCGGACAUCGACCCCGAAGUCCUGGCUCACUUGGACCCGAAUCUCCGUCCCCCGGGCAACACCAAAGUCACGACCACUAUCAAAACAUACACCUACGAGAUACCUGGCUCGGGGGACUUCCCUGCAGCCAGCGACGAGAAGUACGUCUACUCCCCAAAUCAGUCGAUCAGCACACCCAGCAAGAGUUUCGUUUACAACAAGAUGGAGAAUAAGGAAAAUGUUGUCUAUCAGCAGGACCCUUACAAUUACCCGCCGUACCAAAAGCCCAGUCCACCAGGGGGCGUUGUGGUUAAGGAGACAGUGACCACGAGGAACUACCAACCGGGUUACAGGCCGGAGCUGAACCCUCCCACUAACCAGACUUAUGUCUACAACGAAACGAAUACCACGAAGAAUAUUACCCACAAUGGUCAUCCUCAGCCGCCUCCAAUGCCAAGAAAGGACACCUACAUCGUGAAAGAGCAUACCACCACGAAUAUCAACAAGACCGAUCAUCCUCGUGGACAUUCCCAACCUCAUGACGGAUAUCCUCCCAAGAAUGACGGCUAUCCAUCGCCGGAUGAGAAUAAUCCCCCUGGCAGAAAAACAUACAUAUACAAAGAAACCCACAACACAGUAAAUAGGACCGAACCGCCAUUUUCUGAAAGAGGAUAUCCCGUUUACAAUCCACCAGAUAAUAGCAGAGGAAACCCCCCUAGCACGACAUACAUCAUCAAAGAAACCCACAACACGACCACGAACCGCACGGGUUCCCCUUACCAAAACGGUUACCCCCCGAACGAACCCCCGAAAACAAUCAUUUACCAACACGAAACGCACACAACCAACAACUCUUACGGCCCCGGAGGUCCCAACAGGCCCAAAACUCCCAACGAGGUGGAGACGUUCGACCCGAACAAUCCUCCAUCGGGAUAUGGGUUUAAGCCCAAGCCCAAGGAGCCCAUAAACAUCCAUUACUCGUACAAAUCCACGAAUACGACGCAAAAUAGCUACAAAGGGGGGUAUCCGCCGAAUGAGGAGAGCCAGCAUUUGUUGCCGCAGAAGUUCCCAACAGACGAUGGGCCUGAUGGACCACCGAAGAGGCUGGACGAGCUCAUGGCUACAAUAGGAAACGAGCCGCCGAACAGUCCCCUCAACGCAGGAUUCACAGCCCACGAGCAGGAGAAAGCCCAACAGAAAAAAAUUGACACCCUAAAGAGGCAAGCUGCAGAAGUGGACGAUACGCAGAAGAAAGAACCAGCAGUGAAAACUAAGAACGUAUCCGGCCCCCCUGUAUAUUAUCCCCCCGGUCACGAAAUGUUCGCAAAGAAGGAAGAAAGUGAAGCUGCCUGGCGGGCACAAGGUGGAUACGCGAGAGCCUCUGGGAAGUACCAAUACGAAGCCGAAAGCAGAAGCAAAUCGAAAAGCAGUAGCGGAGCCACCGUUGUUCCAGUUUGCCUGCCACUGUGCUGUGGAUUGCCUUGCGUACUAUUAUAAGCAAUUACAUAUUUAUCUCAGCUCAAAUUUCAUAUUCAUAAUAUACUAAGAAUUCUCAAGUGCCUUAUUUAAUUUGUCGAUGUAAGUAAUCAUACUCGCACCAAGUUUCAGAAGUGGGAUAUAUUAUGUCGAUGAACCUCAUUUAAAAUGCUAUUUUAUUUAUUGGUUAGGGAUACAAAUGGUUCAACAACAAAGUGUUUGUUUCAACAUUCCAGGGAAUCUUCAAUAAUUUGAAGUUUCAGGUGGAACGACUCUCGAAGGUUUUUUCUGGGAGGUUAGAAACAUCUACAAGUAAGCUCUCUUUUAUCAUUUAAAGCAGAAUAUUCAGAAAAUCCAGUCAUUCAAUCACUUACUCCUCCGAUUAUAAAAAGUACUUUUUACAUCAGAAAAACCUGUAUGAACAUCUUCAAAAGAUCAUCUCCAAGAUUUGUAAAGAGGAAACUAAAGAGUUACAACUCUAGUGACGUCAAACAUGUUUGAACGGUCAGAGUCACAAAUAAAUAUUGCUGUUCCAUUAAUUAUUUUUCUUCUGAAGCAUUUUUCAACAUAGGACUUCCUUAGUUUUUAUUUUGGUCCCACGUUGGGCGCCAAAAAUAUUUUUGCAAGUUGCAAAAAUGUCAUGUUUAAUAGGUCCUUACAAAUUCCUCAUUGAUUGCUGACUGAUUUUCAACUGGUUGAACCAUUAUGAAUGCUAUUUUAUGGAUUGCAGACUCGAAUAUUUUCAACUAUCGAGAAUUUCUAAUUUCAUAGUUCUUGAAUUGAAAUUCUCGCUUGUUUUGUAAAAAUUGUAAUAAAUUGGAAAUGUACAUAAAAUGUUUAUUUGGUAUGCAGAGCUUUAAGAAAUGUAUUUUAGCUAUGUACUAUUUUUAAUAUAAAAAUGUAAUAAAAUAAUAAAUAAGUUUAUUAAAAAUUAUAACACUCUUGCCUGUUAACCAUCAAAAACACCUGUGUCUAACUCAACAUGUAUUUUAAUACGAAAUAAAUAUUAAACAGUGCCUAUUUGGAA
This is a messenger RNA of Leptinotarsa decemlineata (Colorado potato beetle), 3581 nucleotides long. RefSeq lists its product as uncharacterized. The record is from RefSeq and is a predicted model, not a curated record. Lineage: Eukaryota; Metazoa; Arthropoda; Insecta; Coleoptera; Chrysomelidae.